Auxenochlorella protothecoides is the source of this 2577-nucleotide messenger RNA. RefSeq names its product Dynamin-related protein 1C. The transcript is spliced from 7 exons. Gene Ontology annotation, molecular function: GTP binding; oxidoreductase activity; microtubule binding. Gene Ontology annotation, cellular component: membrane; microtubule; cytoplasm. Lineage: Eukaryota; Viridiplantae; Chlorophyta; Trebouxiophyceae; Chlorellales; Chlorellaceae. Bases 1 to 2577 code for a protein of 858 amino acids. The record is from RefSeq and is a predicted model, not a curated record.
AUGCUCCGUCACCUCCCGUCCUCCGCCCAGCGGCUCAGACAGCCAUGUGCGGGCGGAGCAGGCCUGCUAGACUUUAGGUUCUUCAGCAAUAAGAAUCCUCCGGGGUGCGAGGAGGUGCCUCAGGGCCACAAGGACUCGGAGCUCACGCCACACACCUGCCACGCUGGCCUGCUGCGACGGAAGGAGCUGUACCACCUGCGCCACGUCCAGCUGCAGGUCGAUGGCAAGACACUUUCUGUGAAGGAUGUCUUCAAGGGCGGGCUCCAAAUCGCCUUUGGGGUGCCGGACCGGGGAAAGGUGUGCAGCGAGCAGCAUGCCCCCGGCUUUGCCAAGGCCCUCCAGCGAUUCAAGGAGCUUGAGGUGCAGCUGCCCGUGCUGUGCGUGUCCCAGGGCACGGCCCGCGAGGCGGAGCAGUGGGCCAGCAAGCUCGGCCUGAAGCCGGAGGAGGUGCGGCAGGUGGUGGACGUGGGCGGGCGGCUCACCCGCUACCUGGGCGUCGAGCUGGGGAUCGGGGAGGAGGGCGGCCCGAAGUCCCAGCGCUGGGCGGCUAUCCUGGACAACGGCGUGCUCUUGAAUCUGUUCGUGGACAAGACGCCUGCAGCUGUGGACGUGUCCGGCGCCGAGAACCUGGUGCAGGCGGUGGAGACCAUGCGUGUGCACCUGGCUGAGCCGUACCACAACACCCCCGCCACCAUGGACGGUGUGCUCCGGGCCAUCAACCGCGUGUCGGCCAUCGCGGCGCUGGCGGGCGACACCCAGGCCGGCGACGAGACGCGCGGCGGCGGCGGCGGCAUGCCCUCCCUCGCCCGUCAGCUGCCCAAGAUCGUGGUGAUCGGCGGCCAGUCCAGCGGCAAGUCCAGUGUGCUGGAGGCGGUGGUGGGCCGCGACUUCCUGCCGCGCGGGACCGGCAUUGUCACGCGCCGCCCCCUGGAGCUGCAGCUGGAGACCUCGCCCGACGCCGGCGCGGCCGAGUACGGCGAGUUUGGGCACCUGCCCGGCAAGCGCUUCCUGGACUUUGAGGCCAUUCGCGCGGAGAUUGAGGCGGAGACACGGCGGCACACAGAGAAGCGCGGGACCAUCGUGUCCCCCGUCCCCAUGACGCUGCGCAUUGUGUCGCCCCAGCUGCCCGCGCUCUCCCUGGUGGACAUGCCGGGGCUCACCAAGGUGCCCAUCGACGGGCAGCCCAAGUCCAUCGUCACCGAGCUGGAGGCCAUGGCGCGCGAGUACGUGCGCCACGAGAACGUGAUCAUCCUGGCGGUGACCCCCGCCAACGCCGACCUGGCCACCAGCGACGCACUGCGCAUGGCGCGUGAGGUGGAUCCCACCGGCGAACGCACCAUCGGCGUGCUCACCAAGAUCGACAUCAUGGACCCCGGGACCAACUGCCGCGACGUGCUGGACGGCGCGGCCUACACCCUGCGCAACGGCUGGAUCGGGGUGGUCAACCGCGGCCAGGCCGACAUCAACUCCCGCAUGGACAUGGGCCGCGCGCGGCAGAAGGAAUUGGACUUCUUCCAGGCCAAGCCCGACUACCAGGGCCUGCGCAACAUCGGCACCGGAUUUUUAUCCUCGGAGCUGUCCACUAAGCUGGUGGCCAGCGUGCGCCGCCAGCUGCCUAACAUCGCCGCGUUUGUGAACAAGAACGUGGCGGAGCUGCAGAAGGAGCUGGACGGCAUGGGCGGCCCGGCCGCCAACUCGCGUGGCGAGAUGAUCCACCUCGUCCUCACCCUCUGCCGCAAGUUCGAGACCGGGUUCGCCAAGCUAAUCGACGGCGGGAAGGGGGGCGGCGAGCUCAUCCUCACUGUUUUUGAGAAGCGGCUGCCGGACGCCAUCGAAAAGCAACCCUUCAAGAAGCUGCUGGAGGUGAACUACGUCAAGCGCGUGAUCGAGGAGGCCGACGGCAUCCAGCCCCACCUGGUGGCGCCCGAGGCCGGGUACCGCCGCAUGCUGGAGGAGGCGCUGGGCUACCUGAAGGACCCCACCGAGAAGAGCGUGGAGGAGGUGUUUGUGCUGCUCCGGCGCAUGGUCGACAGCGUCGCCGGGUCUGAGGAGGUGCGCGCCCUCCGGCGCUACCCCACGCUGCGCCGGGAGAUUGUGACGGCGGCCUACCGCGCGCUGGAGCGCUUCAAGGAGGAGACGCGGCGCAUGGUGAACAUCAUGGUGGAGAUGGAGCGCAACUACAUCACCGCCGAGUACUUCCGCGCCAUCCAGAUGGGGCGCAUGCCUGACGGCAAGGUGUUGUACACGCUGGACGGGCGCCCCGUGACGGAGGAGCCGGAGGGGACCAUCGAGGAGAAGCACUAUAAGCGCAUCAUCAACCAGGUGUCGGGCUAUGUGCGCGAGGUGUGCGGGCAGAUGACGCAGACCAUCCCCAAGGCCAUCGUGCACUGCAUGGUCAUCCAGGCCAAGGAGCGGCUGCUGGAGGAGAUGCAGGCGGGAGUGGCGGGCGACCAGGAGGUUGCGCUCAAGCGGCUGCUGGGUGAGGACGAGGGCGUGAUGAAGCGGCGCGAGGUGCUGACCAACAAGCUCAACAUGAUGAAGCAGGCGCAGGUGGAGCUGACCCAGGUGGACGUGUGA